Diorhabda sublineata is the source of this 1419-nucleotide messenger RNA. Its product is annotated as nuclear receptor subfamily 2 group E member 1-like. Gene Ontology annotation, molecular function: zinc ion binding; RNA polymerase II cis-regulatory region sequence-specific DNA binding; nuclear receptor activity. Gene Ontology annotation, biological process: cell differentiation; anatomical structure development; regulation of transcription by RNA polymerase II. NCBI's taxonomy places the organism in Eukaryota, Metazoa, Arthropoda, Insecta, Coleoptera, Chrysomelidae. The record is from RefSeq and is a predicted model, not a curated record.
AUGGAGGAACCCUGCCCAAGUUCACAAAAAACCGAUAGUUUUUGCAAGGUAUGCGGCGACAAAGCCUCCGGAAAACAUUACGGUGUUGCCAGCUGCGACGGCUGCAGAGGUUUCUUUAAAAGAAGCAUACGAAGAAACUUAGAAUACGUUUGUAAGGAGAACGGUAACUGCAUUGUCGAUGUAACGAGAAGAAAUCAGUGUCAAGCGUGCAGAUUUAAAAAAUGUCUACAAGUUAAUAUGAAAAGAGACGCUGUUCAACACGAAAGGGCGCCCCGCGCUAGUCACACUUCACCUCUGCAUCACUAUCACUUAGGUUUGGGAACUAGGCUACGGCCUUUUCAAUUUUCUCCCGUUUCUACGAUUGGUAGUAUCCCGCUUCAACUACAAAGUCCUCCGCUAUUAGAACCCGUCAUACCUCAAAUUCCAGGGCAGUAUUUUCAUCAAGGUAUCAUUUAUCCUACGGUUUCCAUGCUGGGGACAUUUGGAAAACAAAAUACUGGUUUAAAUUGUACAGGAUUACGUCAUUCAAGUUCACCUUAUCCAGUUCAAAAACAAUCUUCAACUAUAGCCAAUUCGAGUGUGUCGCCUAGGAACAUCAUCAAAGACGAUGAAGUUUCGAGUUCCGAAGAAAUUGCUCAGUACAAAACAUCAGAAAAAGGUAAAAAAUUUUUGCCACUUUUUAUUUCUUCUUGUGUUUCUCCGUUUCUACCAAUCAAUUUAAAACAAAAAAAUAUCAUUUUAGAAUUAAUUAAUGAAGAAUCCUCAUCGAGGUUAAAAUUACCAAUAGAUUCUUGUAGAACUACAAUUAGACAUUCGGAUUUAUCGUAUCUAAAUCUAUUUCCUGCUGAAAAUAUAUACGAAUCGGCAGCAAAGCUUCUAUUUUUAUCUAUUAAAUGGGCCAGAACCAUACCAUCAUUUUUACAGCUAUCGUACGGGGACCAAUCUAUUUUAUUGGAAGAAAGUUGGAAUGAACUAUUUGUAUUAACUGCGGCGCAAUGGGCGUUUCCAGUGGAUGAAGCUAUUCUAUUGAAUAAUGCGGUGGCUCCUACUUCCCGCCACGUACUAUUAGAAGAAGACGCCCGGAAGUUGAGAGAAAUAAUAACAAGAUUGAAUUUACUUAGAGUUGAUCAUACCGAACACGCUUGUUUGAAAGCGUUGGUGCUAUUCAAAGCAGAAAGCAGGGGUCUCUGUGAACCAGCUCACGUCGAACUACUGCAGGAUCAAACUCACGUAAUGCUCCACGAAUAUUGCGCCCAAAGACAAACUGUACAUAAAGGGAGAUUCGGGAAACUCCUACUCACCUUACCGGCUGUUCAAUCGGUUUCGAGGAGGGGAUUGGAGGAACUUCUCUUUAGACAAACGGUGGGAGACGUCGCCAUCGAUAGACUUUUGGGCGAUCUUGCCAAAGCAGCAGGAUAA